Messenger RNA from Insectozyma verbasci, 597 nucleotides. Lineage: Eukaryota; Fungi; Ascomycota; Pichiomycetes; Serinales; Debaryomycetaceae. The record is from the annotation of a GenBank genome assembly.
AUGCAACUUUUCAAUUUAUCAGCAACAUUAAAUUUCAGUAAGAUACUAUAUAAUCCAAGUCUUGUACUUCCAACAGUCACAAUUUCAAGUUUUGAUCAAUUGAAAUUACCAAUUAACGGGAUAAAAGGAAUAGUUUUAGAUAAAGAUAAUUGUAUAUCAAAAGAUCAUGAUGAUAAAAUAUGGCCCUCAUAUUCUGCAAAAUGGUCUCAAUUAACCUCAUUAUAUCCAAAAGAAAACCUACUCAUUGUUUCAAACUCAGCAGGUACGAAUGAUGAUUUAAAUCAUAAACAAGCCAAAACAUUGGAAAAAAAUACUGGUGUAUCUGUUUUAAUUCAUUCUACUAAAAAACCUGGUUGUUAUAAUGAAAUUUUAACUUAUUUCGAGAAAUUGGGUGUUAAAAAUAAUGAAAUUUUAGUUAUUGGUGAUAGAUUAUUUACUGAUAUUUUGAUGGCCAAUUUAAUGGGGAGUUAUAGCUGUUGGAUAAAUGAAGGUAUUGAAAUUAGUGAAAAAGUUUUACCAAAAAUAGAAAGGGAUAUGUAUGGAAGAUUGAAAAACUGGGGUUAUAAAUCUCCAAUGGAAAAUCAAGAUUUGGAAUAG